Molecule: messenger RNA, 5369 nt
Organism: Megachile rotundata (alfalfa leafcutting bee)
Lineage: Eukaryota; Metazoa; Arthropoda; Insecta; Hymenoptera; Megachilidae
Gene: Uggt
Product: UDP-glucose-glycoprotein glucosyltransferase
Biological process (GO): ERAD pathway
Cellular component (GO): endoplasmic reticulum
Molecular function (GO): UDP-glucose:glycoprotein glucosyltransferase activity
Source: RefSeq, a predicted model, not a curated record
UCAGCAUAUUAUAUCCUUCUGAUUUUUAAAUUUUUACUUUUUCUAUCAAAUGGUAUGAAACUUUUCUCAACUAUUCUAAUAUCCUACGUUGUUAUACCGUAUGUGAUGAUAUUAUACAGAUUCCUAUACACUGCUUUUAUAAAAAUAUUUUUAAUAUCUUCAAAGUUGAUAGAAAUGGAAGAGAACAGUUCAAAAAUAUACAUACUUACGUACUUAUAUAAGUCGAACAUCGUCAAGCAAGUAACAAUCCCUAGUGAUCAGAUGAAGUUGGUUAAAAAUAUGAAAUCGCUUUUGUUUUUACUUUUUUUUUAAUGGGUUGACAUCUUUUUCAUGCGUGACAGUGGCUGCCGAGAUAAAGAUACGAAAUGAAUAAACUCAAAGAUAAACUAUUACUAUUAUCAGCAAUCUUCGUAUUGUUCACAGAUGCAAUUGAUUAUAUUGUUUUAUUUCCUACUCCUUUGUUCGACGCAUCUUAAAGCAGACAAAAGGAUAAACAAAUAUGUGACUACCGUAAUAGAUGCAAAGUGGAGAGAAACACCCUUAAUUCUUGAAGCUGCAGAAUAUCUAAACGAUGAAAAUCCAAAUUAUUUUUGGAAAUUUAUAGAUACUUUUGCAAAUCGAGAUUUAAGAAAUGUUACAGCACGAGAAAGUUAUGAUAUCAUUAUUGAAUUUGCUGAAAAAUAUUUGUCUCCUUCAGAAAUAGCAUUGCUUAAACUAGGAUUAUCUUUACGCAUUUAUUCAGCACGCGUUGAAAUGUUUAAUCAAAUGGCAGAAAACAAAAAUGUUUCUGUAUUUAAUUGUUAUAAUGUGGUGAACAUUGGUGGAGUACUUACUUGUUCAUUAGAGGAAUUAGAAAACUUAAUUGAUAAGGAAACUUGGCCAAAACCUGACACUUACAGUAUAGAUCACCGUUAUCAUACAUCUCAACAAUCUGAAAAAGUUAUUAUAUUAUAUGGUCAAGUGGGAACACCUCAAUUUUCAAGUUUUCACAAUGCAUUGAAACAUCUUGCUGAAACUAAGGGGAUCAGUUACAUUUUACGACACUAUUUGAAGGACAGAGAAGGAAAAAAUGUACGUUUGUCAGGAUAUGGGGUAGAAUUGCAAAUGAAAUCUACAGAAUACAAAGCAACAGAUGAUUCUGAUAUUAAAGACAAUGCUGACAAAGAUUCAGAAAUGGCAAAUGAUAAUAUAGAAGAAAUAGAUGGAAUUAAUUUUAUGACUUUGAAGAAUUUGUAUCCCGAUAAGCAAGUAGAAUUAGACAAAUUACAGACUCACUUGCUCGAGAGUAGUCAUGAAAUUGGUGCUUUAAAGGUAUGGCAAUUCCAAGAAUUAAGUCAUCAAGCAGCCGAGAGAAUAAUGAAUUCUCCUACAAACGAAGCUAUUAAUGUUUUAACAGAUAUUUCUCAGAAUUUCCCAAUGCAAGCAAAAUCUUUAAUCAGAACAAAGGUAAAUAGUGAGAUGAAGAAAGAAAUGAAACUCAAUCAAGCAAUAUUUUCUACAAGUUUAAACAUACAACCCACGGAUACUGCACUCUUCAUUAAUGGACUGUUUUUCGAUUUGGAGGCUAUAGACGUACUCAGCCUAUUGGAAUCGUUAAGAAGCGAAUUAAGAGUAAUGGAAUCCCUUCGUAAAAUCGGAUUUAGUAAUAAAAAGAUGAGUAAAUUAUUAGCUUUAGACUUAUCCACUAACAUGGAUAAGCAAGAAUUUGCAAUGGACAUAAGAGAUUCGGCCAUUAAUUGGGUUAACGAUAUUGAACAAGAUUCGGCAUACGCAAGAUGGUCACCAUCAUUAACAGAAUUACUGAGACCAACUUUUCCUGGAAUGCUUAGAAAUAUUAGGAGAAAUUUGUACAAUUUGGUACUCAUGGUCGAUCCCUUGAGUAGAGAAUCGACGCCGCUGAUAACUUUAGCACAAUCCUUGUAUUUACAUUCCGCGCCGUUACGAGUAGGUUUUGUUUUCAUAACGAAUUAUGACACUUCUAUAACUGGCUUGACAGAUGCUAGUAUUGCAGCCAAUAAUGUAUACCACUACUUUGCGGAAACAAAAGGAUCAGAACAUGCUUUACAGUUUUUAAUAGACUUAGGAAAUUACAUCAAGCCAGACGGAGCAACCGUAGAAGAUGUAAAGAAAGCUCUAAGAUCACAAGAUUCAUCGGCUAACGUGAAUUAUAUCCUCGGAGAAGAAUCGGAAUAUGAUAUUGGACGACACUUGGCUAGUGAUUUCGUUAAACGGUCUGGUUUUAAGAAAUUUCCUCAAGCUCUAUUAAACGGUGUACCCUUGUCUUCCGAUGUAUUGAACGCCGAGUCUUUUGAGGAAGCUGUUCUAUCCACUAUUAUGUCACAGACACCUGCACUACAGAAAGCAGUUUACCGAGGAGAAAUAACCGAAGGAGAUGACGUAGUCGAUUAUAUUAUGAAUCAGCCAAAUGUUAUGCCCCGUUUAAACGAACGAAUAUUAAAGUCAGAAAAACAUACCUGGUUGAAUUUAAUUGGUACUCUACCAAACGACGAAGAAUAUACUAAGUGGAGUCCUGAAGAUUUGUCUACGUGGUUAAUGACCAAACUGAAUUAUUUAUUUGUACCGCGUCGUACGAACGUACAUCAUUUGUACACCUUUUGGAUCGUGACAAAUUUAAACGAUGCAAAGGGCAGACAGUUAUUACGCGAGGCCUUUGAGUACAUAGAGUCAAACGCAGAUGUCAGGAUUACCAUAAUAAUUAAUCCAGCCACUGAUACCGAUAAUGCUGUUAAUGCAAUCGAUAUCAAUCGAAUAGCAUUGACUGCAAUAAAUGUUCUCCCCACAGACAAGGCUCUGCAUUUUGUUCGUAAUAUAAUCAAAGAGGAUGUUGUUACCGAUAUUAUUAGUGGUAAAUUUGAUAUACAGGAAGAGGCUGUAAAAGAAAAGUUGCAACAAGAAACAGAGGAAUUAUCUGUACACCAAUAUUAUGUUAAGACCGUAUUAAAGUUAGCAAAAGGAGUCACUGCGAUCGUAUGUAACGGACGAUUAAUUGGUCCUUUAGACGAAAACGAAGAAUUUACGAGCGAAGAUUUUUCGUUGUUGGAAAGAUUCAGUCAAAGUAGUUAUGGCGACAAAUUGUUUAAAAAGUUAAUAAAAGGACAAUUAUUAGAAGACGACGAAUAUGAAAAGAGCGAAAUCACGGAUGAUAUGAUAAUGAAAAUUACGUCAUUAUUAGUGUCGCACCCCCAAACUCGUGCCCGAUUCGAUGUUCCUUUUCACGGUGACGAGUACAGUGCCAUAAAAAUUCCAACGACAAAUCCUGACGAAGUGGCAUUUAAUUUAAUCGCCAUCGUGGAUCCCGUAUCGCGCGGUGCCCAAAAAUUGGGUCCAAUUUUGAAAACAUUACAACAGUCUUUAAAUUGCGACAUCAAAGUGUUUUUGAAUUGUUUAGACAAGAACAGCGACAUGCCAUUGAAAAGUUUUUAUCGAUUCGUAUUUGAACCUCAAUUACAAUUCAAUUCCGAUGGUCAUAUAAAUGGAGCCAUGGCGAAAUUUACAAAACUGCCUACAUCUUCUCUUUUGACUCAAUAUAUCCAUGCGCCAGAAAACUGGUUGGUGGAAGUGGUUCGAAGCAUUUACGAUUUAGAUAACAUUAAAUUGGACAAUGUAGCGAUGGGAGUGCAUAGCGAAUUCGAAUUAGAGCAUUUGCUGCUUGAAGGUUACUGUUUCGAAGCGGUGAUGGGAAGUCCACCGCGAGGAUUACAAAUCACGUUAGGAACAGAGAAACGUCCGUUAAUGGUAGACACUAUAGUGAUGGCAAACUUGGGAUACUUUCAGUUAAAAGCAAAUCCAGGAGAAUGGAUUUUGCGUUUGCGACAUGGAAGAUCGGCAGAAAUAUACGAUUUUACUACUGUCGGUGGUCAGGAUGUUGUACAGAAGGGCAACGAGGUGAAAGUUGUUAUAAGUUCUCUAAGAAGUCACGUAUUGAAAAUCAAAGUAUCGAAGAAACCGGAUAAAGUUGAAAUGGAUCUUCUAUCGGAGGAUGACAAAAGUUCUGGCUUAUGGAACUCUAUUUCUAGCUUUUCCAAAUUUUGGACAUUCACCACGUCGGACGAUAGCGAAGACAUGGACGAGAAGUUGAACAUAUUUUCCCUAGCCUCUGGUCAUUUGUACGAAAGAUUUUUGAAAAUUAUGAUGUUAAGCGUGAUAAAGCAUACUAAAAGUCCCGUGAAAUUUUGGUUUCUAAAAAAUUAUCUUUCCCCAACGUUAAAAGACUUCUUACCGCAUAUGGCAAAAGAAUACGGUUUCGAAUAUGAGCUCGUACAAUACAAAUGGCCUCGUUGGCUCCAUCAACAAACAGAGAAGCAGAGAACUAUAUGGGGUUAUAAAAUAUUAUUCCUGGAUGUACUGUUUCCGUUGAAUGUUAAAAAGAUAAUAUUCGUCGACGCAGAUCAGGUUGUAAGGGCAGAUUUGAAAGAACUAGCGAAUAUGGAUCUUGGCGGUGCACCAUACGCGUACACUCCAUUUUGCGACAGUAGGAAGGAAAUGGACGGGUUCAGAUUUUGGAAACAAGGUUAUUGGCGGAAUCACUUACAAGGACGCGCGUAUCACAUCAGUGCACUAUACGUGGUGGAUUUAAAACGUUUCCGACGCAUCGCAGCCGGAGACAGAUUAAGAGGACAAUAUCAAGCGCUGAGUCAAGAUCCUAACAGCUUAGCCAAUUUAGACCAGGAUCUUCCUAAUAAUAUGAUCCAUCAAGUGACUAUCAAAACAUUACCGCAAGAGUGGUUGUGGUGUGAAACUUGGUGCGACGACGCAUCCAAGAAAUACGCUAAAACCAUAGAUUUGUGUAACAAUCCGAUGACCAAGGAAGCAAAAUUACAAGCUGCCGUGCGCAUUUUGCCAGAAUGGGUGGAAUACGACGAAGAAAUAAAAGCUUUGCAAUCGAAGAUAGAGAACGAAAAUAGACAAUUGGAAAAGGAAGCGCAUGAAACAUUAGAAGAUUCCACGAAACACGAAGAAUUGUAAGAACAAAACUGGUACAAAGUACAAGAAAGCACGUACGAAAACUAAGUAUACACAGCGAAAGAACACAGAGUUGACUAAAACAGAAAGAAGACUGUAAAACAAAGUUUCACGCAUCACCGCUCCAAGCAACCUUUUAUGCAACAGUUCCACGAAUAAAAAACAUACACCGCGAGAGUCGAAUGUUACGCGAGUAAGCAUGAAACGGAAUCUGUGCUCGUUGUACGUGGUACCGUUUGAUCGACCGAAAAUGAGCGUUGUCGUUGGUAAUGUAUCGGGAUUAAUUGUACAGGUGAAAUUAUGUUUACACCGUUUAUGUAACGGUGAUUUUGUAUCGUCUACUUUGUGAUUGCCAUAAGAAAUAAACUUGUAACGUUUGUAAAUUA